AUGCCUGAGUCAGCGGGAUCUGGCAACACCACGGAUUGGUGGCACUUCCCCUUUGACCCCACUGUGAGGAUGCCGCGCCAUUUAGUAGAUGACGACUCUCCGCCAUCCGCACUGAUCACUGUUCUCUCAACAAUCGAUCAUCGCGCCAACCAGUCUUCAUCAGGCAAUACAUCUUGGUUCCAGGCUCCACUGAGCAAAGAGGACCACAAUUCUCUCAUGGCCGGUCGUUUUGGUGAUGACUUGUUCAAGAAUCCACUCGAACACAACUUCAAUCCUCAAUUCCAUAGCUUUGCCCUACGCACGGGUCGUCCCUUGGUCCAUGACUCUCUCCUCCGCGAACUCAUGAAUUUGUUGAUGAGCCGCUUGAGACGAUUGUGCUUGGAGAACCCCGCUGCCGAGUCAUUCGUUGAUUGCAUCCAAACCCGUGGCCCGGUCACGCUCACCAUGGUCGCGAAUGGCUGCAAGCACGACACAGAUGCCCAGCUCAAGCACAAAGCGGCACGCUACCCUGGCAUGGUCUUUGAAGUUGCUUUCUCGCAAAACAGUGAGGAUUUGGAAAAGAUUGCGAACACAUACAUCAUGGGAUCUGGUGGGAAUACUCGUCGAGUUAUGAUGUUGAACGUCAACCAUCCUGGUUCAAAGAAGGCGACUCUGAAGAUUUGGAAACCGAAGAUCGCAACAAGCCCUGACAAUUCGCUCCCAACCUUGUCUGCAGAGGUGGAGGUGGCCGAUCUGGAGUUCCGAACUGCCGAAGGUGGAUUAAGUCCAGCAUGGGCGUUGGCGCUUCCUGUCCGGUACUUUGCGCCCAGAACCCUGGUUCCCGAGUCUCUGCUUGACAAGUCCGCAAAUUCCUACAGUCAGCAUGUCUUUUGGGAUAGCUUCAGUCGUCUCACGAUGGAGUCUUCACGGCAGCAGGCCUUUCAGCGGCUGCGUCCACCUUGCGUCGAAUUGAGCUCCGUCGCUCUGAAACUCAAGGCAAAUCAGACAUCCGCGAAAGUUGUACUUCUUUCCCUGGAACAGGUACACCGGGUUCUUUGCUCGCUUGGAGAAGAGGAUCUUCUCGAUGAGAAAUUGGCGGAAUACGCCUUCUUCCCCCUGACCCAUAUUUUUAAUCAGUCUUUUCGAAUAUCAUCCCGAGGCCUGGAGUUAGCUGUCAGAUGCGUGCAAAUCCUGGUCUCAAAAGGAUGGCGAGACAAGCUGCUCCCCGAGAUGGCCAAACAGCUGCUCAUUCUCAUGGGCUUGCUGGUUUCUCGAGGACCGAACCAACAGAAUCAGCCUCCUACUGAUGAGCUGAAAGUUGCUUCAUUCGAAUGCAUGGCGGUCAUCAUCCGCCAGAGUGCUUCAGUAGCACCCACAGUCUUGGAAGGUGUUGGCAGCAAGAACAUUGUAGACCAGCUGGUCUAUCAGCUACUUGAAGCGGUAACAGAGGCGUCGUCUGAGGACGUCCAGAUCAGUGCAACCCACGCUCUUCUUGAGCUUCAGCGUGCUAUCAAGAGUCGAGCAUUAUUGGCCAGUUUGCUUCCACGUACUGUCUCUACACUGGUCAAAGUCCUUCGAUCCAGCACUCAGGCUCGUCGAACGAGAAAGGUUCUUGUCGCAUACUUGGAACUGAUGACUGAGGCUUUAAGAAACGUCCUUGCUGAUAGGAUUGCCUCGGAUAACAUUAAAGCGAGACCUCUGACCAAGCCAUCAAUAGCACACGGCGCUGAUGAUGAGGUUAUACUGGACAAAUCCUGGAUCGAUGCGACUGCGUCUCAAAUCGAUCUGGCUCUGAUUCAGGUGGUCAAACUGAGGACUCAUUCCAGCCCUGACGUUGUUGAAGCUCUCCUCAACCUUUGUCUGACGGUUAUCGAUGACUGUCCGCAGACUCUUGCUCAAUCUGUCCCUCUGAUGGUAGAGACUCUUGCAGUCCUUUGCCGAUCGUCCGAUGGAUCUAAAGCAAACUCUGCUCUCAAAUAUUUGAUGACCUCGAGGCCCGAGAUAGCCGAGAUCUUAGAGGCCAAAUUCUAUGAAUGGUCCCAGGCACUCCCCCGAGUGAUGCAAGGUAAUGACGAUAGACCCAAACAGCAACUGCUCAAGCAGGUAACGACAUCGUUCAUCGCAUUAUCAGACAGUUCAAAUGCCACUGAUGAAGAAAUGUCGAGGUUUGCCUCGAUUCUAAUUGACACUGUUGCAGCAGCUGUUGACUCGGGUCCGAAAAAGUCAAAGCUAGUUAGCGAGAGGCCUCAGAUCUCCCCCAGCGAACUUGUCCAGCAGUCUAGACGAUCAGAACAUGGAUUUUUGCCGGUUAUCUUGAGUCACCAGAGCCAGCAGUCAUCCACAGAAGAGCUCCAAGUGUUGAUUGCCACCCUCAAGACGCACUCGUUCAGCCAGAACAUUACACGCAGUCUUGUCGAUCAUCUGCAUGACUCCGAUAUCAGCAAGAAAUUAUCGGCAGCAUGGCUCGCUCUCCAAUUCCUGAGAUCUGACAGCAACAAGUCAUUUGAUGUGAUGGAGCUAGUGGACGACAAUAUUUCCUCGCCUGACUUCUCACUUUCUCGUCCUUUUCUUAUAAGCGAUCUUUAUUCGAAUAUUCUGCCAUACCUGACAGAAUACCCUGACCUCGAAGACGAAGGAGACACAGACUGGCGCCUGGUGGCACUAUCACUUGAGAGUUUAAUACUCCAGGCUUCUCAGCUCAGUCAAUCGUACCGUCCUGAGCUAGUGGAGACACUAUUUCCACUACUCACCCUGCUUGGUUCCGGUAAUGCAUUGCUCCAGCAGCAUGCAAUGACGGCCCUGAACCUAUUGGCUACAGCAUGUGAAUAUCCUUCGACCUCUCAGAUGUUGAUUGAGAAUGUGGACUACCUAAUCAAUGCCGUUGCGCUGCGGCUUAACGCCUUUGAUGUGUCGCCAAUCAGUCUCCGCGUGAUUGGGAUGAUGAUCCAUCUUUGUGGUGGCAGACUCCUCCCACAUCUUGACGACCUCAUCGGAAGCAUAUUUGGCGCGCUAGACACCUUCCAUGGUUACCCGAAUCUCGUCGAACAGUUGUUCGAAGUGCUUAAGAUGGUGGUGACAGAAAGUUCUAAGAAACCUGCCAUUCUUUCAAUUCAGUCUGGGCGAGCACUUGAGAGCCACCGGAACGUUGCGGCCCACGUAUCUGGACUGCAAGACAUUCUAGGCGACAUGGAACGCAGGAAACACAGACGGCGCCGAUCUGACGAGGAAUAUGAAGAGAUUAGUGGUGCUCCCCACCGGCCGUGGACGGAUGCCGAAGACGGUGGGCUGAGUGAGGAGCAGAGUAGCCUCUCCGGCGAGAAUGAAGACGGGGAGGACGAUCAGCGGCUCGAACAAACAGCUGAUGGGCAAGAGGCUAAGAUCUCCAAGUCCCACCAGCUUCUGCUCAACGUUGCACAGUCUACAGUCCCACAUCUGACGUCCCCCUCAUCGAAGGUGCGCUCUAUUUUGUUGGAACUGCUGCAAGAGAUAUGUCCACUCCUUGCGGGACAUGAGAAUACUUUUCUACCCUUGGUGAACUCCAUAUGGCCGGCAGUGGUGUGCAGACUUUUGUCCGGGAAUGAUGCGAACACGGCGAACGCACCGUACAUUGUUAGAGCUGCCGCCCUCACGAUAGCCGAUAUCUGCGGUGCAGCAGGCAAUUUCAUGUCCAGUCGAAUCGAUGAGCUUUUCGAUGAGCUUGAAAUCCUAUUCGAGAAAACAUAUUCGAGCGUCUUCAGGUCGACCAGGCGGCAGAAGUCGACUACGACGUUGAACAUGAAACGAUCAGAAUUGGUCGUCUAUACAGGCAAUUCAACACGGCUUACCCACGAAGCUAGCUCGUUGCCUAGUCAAUCUUCUGUGGCUCCAUACAGUGUCAUUGUCAGGUCAUCAAGCGGACAAAUACUGGAAGCACUCGUGACGUUGUUGAUCAGCAUUCUUCAGCAUGUUCCAAUCUCUGACGACAACGUGGACAAGAUAUUUAUGCUUCUCGCCCCACUUAUGCACACGGAACGAGUACGGCAGGCAUUGCUGAGGUAUAAUGAAGAUGCUGUAUGGCUGCUUGAAAAUCCUCCGCCUGGGGCCGAACCAGCUGAGCAUUCCCGUUUCCAGCGGGAUUGA
Messenger RNA from Cladophialophora immunda, 4098 nucleotides. RefSeq lists its product as uncharacterized. NCBI's taxonomy places the organism in Eukaryota, Fungi, Ascomycota, Eurotiomycetes, Chaetothyriales, Herpotrichiellaceae. Gene Ontology annotation, cellular component: cytoplasm. Bases 1 to 4098 code for a protein of 1365 amino acids. The record is from RefSeq and is a predicted model, not a curated record. Gene Ontology annotation, biological process: chromatin remodeling. The transcript has 5 exons.